Messenger RNA from Pseudo-nitzschia multistriata, 2780 nucleotides. The record is from the annotation of a GenBank genome assembly. Lineage: Eukaryota; Bacillariophyta; Bacillariophyceae; Bacillariales; Bacillariaceae.
GGAAAAACGGUAAACGUUCUCGUACCUUAUGAAACAAAAAUUAUGUGCUGUUGUCUUCAUCGUCUUCAGGGAAUCAUCACUACGUAACCUGCUUCCGUAUCAGAGUUCGUUCUUCCAAACUCACGGUUAAUGUGCUGAACCAACGACACGGAUUCAACCCCGAUCAGCAGAAUCUCAGAAGACAUAUUGCCUUUGCUUGAUUGCCAUGAACUUCACUGCUAAGAUCGCAUGCAUUGCCGUCGUCGUUCUCGCGAUUUGUGAAAACAACAUUGAUCUCCGGGUUCAUGGCUUUGCCCCUAAACGCUCUCCGAAAUCGGCGGCAACGCAAUGCACCGGCGCUCGUUUCUUGCUUCCGGCCGCACAUUAUGGUGUAGAUCUGGUGGAACCACCGAUGGCGGCGAUGGAUAGGACUAGAGGUAAUAGUGGCAUCAGCAGCAACAACAGGAGGAAUAGCGCCUUUUUAGUCCAGCGGGAAGCACUGAAGGCUGUCGCAAAUAACCAACCAGUUUCGGGAUCCUUCCGCUCCUUCGAAACGGUUUCGACGACAGUUCUGUCAAUGGCUGAUGAAGGCUCGUCCCCAGUGACUGAUGGGGGCCAAAAUUCUCUCUCGUCUGCAUCGAAACCGACACCGUCGUCAGCCGUCGUCGUAGGAACCAAUAAGCGUAACUUUUUCGCUUCGCUCAAUUCGAAGGAGAUCCUCAACGGAGCCACCCAGCAGCGAUCAGCCCUGCUGGCAACAAUGAUCGACGAGAAGAAAGUAGUGCCAGUUGAGAGCGGAAACGAUGCGUUGUCCACGGCGACAGAAACCGAACCGAUCCCGACAGUCAGCUACGCAAGGCCCGGAUCGACCCAAACCUUCAUGAAGCCUGGUUCUGUGCGUUCGAAUGCUAAGGUCGCCGAGGGUACCUGGAAGGUGAUCUAUGCACCCCACAUGACGACCGCCAUGGACAUCUUUCGCGGGAGGUUCGACGUGACCUAUGAUCUCUUUCCAGACCAGACCAUGGUCAGCCACGCGUAUUACGACUUUCCCGUAUUCGGAAAAGGAUAUCUAUCAGUAAGCGGAACCUACGGUAGCGUCGAGGGCGACGAUUCUGGCACGUACUCACGAGUGGACUUCGACAAGGCGUGGAUCAAACGCCUGGCAUCUGAAGAUUCAAACGAUUCGAACAGCGUACCGUACGGUAGCCUUUCCGAGGUUCCCGACUCGUUUCUGAAAACUGCCAUCAACGAGAUCGGUAAGCGCGCCUUUAUCGAAUCGGUGGCGGUCUUCCCCGUCUCGUUUCUAGACGACGAUACGAUAGUCUUUGAAUUCCAAGCACUCGGGACGAAGAUCUGUGCCCACAAACAAUAGCCCUGGCCGCUACACUUGAACACCUGUAAUCGACUGUCGAAAUCAGCGAGCCAGAAGAAUGGGGUUUUCUCCACAGAUUUUGGUUUCUUGUUCCUCCAGAAAAUGUCACCGAUAGAUAUGAAAGCUUUGURAAACGAAGGGACAUCACCGCAUUUGAGCACUUUUUGUUGAUGUAGUUUUAUAUUUCGAUGGCGUCCCGCGAUAUUUUCGAUGAUGUCUUCUGAACCGCAGAUGCAUUGCUACGCAAGAAAAGGAACGACAUACGUAUCGGCUAACAUAUUCUGUAGAGUAGAUGUAGUAUUGAAUACCUCAAUGUAAACUAAGAAAAUGGCCCGGCGCAUUGCAAUAUAAUUCAAUCUCCUCCAUUCGUUUUGUCAAUACUCUGUAGGCGUUGUUUCAAAUUCCAUUCGAGUGACAGUAGUGACGCCGUUGGAAGCCGGAAGCAAGAUGGAAACAAAGCGAAUGGCAACAAACUUUCCGGUCAUUCGUUGGGAGUGAUCGACUCAGACGGGAGCUUUGGAAGGAAAGAUCCUAUUUCACCGUUACUACGAAAGUUCGAAUGUCCAUCGCCUCAAGUGAAAUUAUAGUGCUGUCUGAUUUCGUCGAAUAUCUUCGUUCUUGUCGAAGCGAUUCUGUUGUGCCUCGUUCUCCAUUAGAUCGAAGCAUAGCCCAGUCGAACCGCUGCCUUUUCCAAUCUUCGAUGUCACGAUUCCCACUCAGCGUUGUUUCUCGAAAGCCAUCGAUUUGCUCGCGUGGGAAAAGCAACGACAGGUCGACGUCCGUUCUCUCUCCAUACUGAUGACCCAGACGAACCAAAUAUUCUGUUGAAUCGGCCUUGUACAACGGUCGCUUGGUGAUUAGCAUCACAUUCACGGGCAAUGGCUUCGUGAUGCCAGAAAAGCUCUUUGCAUGAAACGGGAAUUCUUCUGCAGUCGGAUUUGUACCCACAAAUACAAGAGGAUCGGCGAAGGAGUCGUCCAUGACCGACCGAGCCAGUCGUUCUCCAUCGUUCCCCACAAGAAUCCGGUGCUUUCCUCGAAUGACCAGCCCCUCUCCAAUUCGAGUAGCGUUCCCAUAGGGAGCACAGGGAGUUAUGCCGACGUCGGUCUCGUUGAUGGGCUCACCUACACCUUUGUGGUCGUCUCCUCCGAUGGUUCUACGGUGAACCAUCAGUUCGAUGGUGCCGUCCACUAUUGAUCCACCCCCCUGUGACCGAUCCGUGAGAACCGCAAACGCAGGCCCUGCGGUUUUCUCCGAAUCUUUUUCAUUAUGCAACACUUCUUGUUCCUCGAUGUAAAUAGCUGUGUUGAUGGGAUAAUAAUUGCCCGCCACGGGUUCGAAAACGGUCAGGUCCCAAGUCGGUCGGUAGUUGCGUUGCCGUUUGAUGAAUUCUCUACCGUUCGAAUCCGUAUAAAAUGUGGCAUCGUUG